AGAGACUAAAAUACCAACAAAUGCAGAACCUGGGAAUAGAUUUAAACAACGAUAGGUUUGUAAACAAAACGGACAUAGAUUUCCCAGUAGAAACAAAAUGGCUGCUGUCAUUAGGCAGGAAAUUCACACUGCCCACAACGAAGACUAGUUUCCAACCGAUCCGAAUGAUUGCAGAAAUUGAACAAAUCAUACAACAAGAAAAGGAUGACAGAGUCAAGGAAAUUGCAAGAUGCAAACUCAGCAAUAAUAUAAUACAAUUUAAACGGAAUAUAAGGCACAACUCAGCAGAAAAAUUUAUAUUAGAAACAUUCAAUAAGACCAAAACUUUCUUAAAGUCGCACAAAGACGAUAUUAUCUUAACAGACGCAGAUAAGGGAAACAAAACAGUGGUAAUGUACAAAGAGGACUACACAGAAAAGAUGAACAAACUACUUGAUGACAAAAACACGUAUAAAAUAGUAAGAAACGAUCCAACAAAUGCACUACAGAGGAAGAACAACACUCUGGUUGACGAAUUGUACAAAAGCAAAAUUAUUGACUACAGAGGUAAACAACAACUCGUAUGCACAGCAGCGAUUGCACCACGACUUUACGGAUUACCAAAGAUCCACAAACCUGACUUGCCCUUAAGGCCAAUUUGUUCGUCCAUCAAUGUUCCGUGUUAUGGUUUGUCCAAAUAUGUAGAUUAAAAGAUAAACUGGAUAAAGUAAAAGUAAGUGAGGAAGAAUUGCUGGUGUCUUUUGAUGUGGUAUCGUUGUUUACCAACAUUCCGAUACCCUUAGCCAUUAAUAUCAUAAUGUCAAAAUGGAGCACAAUAAAACAGUCG
Molecule: messenger RNA, 826 nt
Organism: Rhagoletis zephyria (snowberry fruit fly)
Lineage: Eukaryota; Metazoa; Arthropoda; Insecta; Diptera; Tephritidae
Source: RefSeq, a predicted model, not a curated record